AUGCGCAAUCGCGCUGAGUCCUCAACCUCCACCACGUUCAAGUUGCUCGACGGCGCUGAGAUCCCUUGCACCGGCAGCGGCGGGGCGAAAAAGGACCCCGUGGGGUACCGAAAACUUGUUAUCUCGGCGGGGCUGAGGCACAUCGAUACCGCUCAGGGCUAUGACAAUGAGAAGGAGACAGGAAAGUUCGUCGCGCAAGUUGCGUCCUCGGUGUCUAGGGAGAAGAUCUGGAUCACUUCCAAACUUUCCGACAUUCUCCAGCGUGUUGCGGAGACCACCGAACGCUUGGGAACAGUGCCGGUCCUCUUCCUGAUCCACAAUCCUUUCGUUCCUCCGAAAGGCGACUUGUUGGCGGCAUGGAAGGAGUUGGAAGCUCUAAAGGACGAGGGCAAGCUGAAGUCCAUCGGCGUUAGCAACUUCCGACCUCAGGACCUCGAGCUCGUCCUUGCUAACAGCAAGUAUAAGCCGGUCGUGAACCAGAUUGAAUACCAUCCCUACCUCCUUAUCCACCUUAAACCCGUGCUAGCCAUACAGAAGAAACACGGCAUCGUCGUUGAAGCUUACGGGCCUCUCGUUCCCUUGAUCAAGCAUCCGACGGAGGACCGAUUAAACCUCCUCUGGAGCGGGUUGCUGCUAGAUUGUCGAAAGAGAGCGGUAACCUUCUGUUCAACGAUCUUGAGUGAUGAUGAACCCGCUGAUCGAUCGAAUGUAUCAGGUGAGGCUAUAGACGCCGCUACUGUCUUGUUACUUUGGACGAAGGCAACGGGUGCCGUCGCCGUCUCCACAAGCGGCAACUCUGACAAUAUUAAACGGCUUGCCGCUACCUUCUCCUCAACACUGCAGCUCACUCCAGAGGAAGUCAAGGAGAUAUCCGACGUCGGUCGCAAAGUAUAUUUCAGAGGCUAUACCGAGCACAUGGAGGUCGAUUUCCCUGUGCCUGAUCUACCCUUCCAGUGACGCGAAUGAAGGCCGAAGGAGCCCAGAAGUAAACUUAACAAGGAUGUAUAGCGAGCGCGGAGCGCGAAAUCCUCAUAACUCAUUACCUUGAGGACCACCAUCAAAUUCAUGAACUUCGAAGAUGAGCUCUCUCAUUAACGAACGCGGCAUCCAUCAUUGGUAGAGCUUGCAGAGGCUUGCAGCCGGAUGUAUGAUACACCUACAAAUCGGGGUUGGAUCUCAUUGAGGAUAUCAGGCCGGUCGCGCUUUGGAACCUGUAAUCACUUCCGUUAUCGGGACUGACAUAUGCGACAUUGGCCUGGGUCCGAUGUCUUGGAACCCUUCAAGAAAUGGCUGCGAACUUGAGCAACGAAACGAACUUCCUGAGACUUCUGUAUCAAAGCUCCAGGAUUGCGCCAGGAUCAAGCGUUCGCCGGAGGCCGUAGAGAGAAGCUCGCGGCCCCGCUCACAAGCUAGGUAAGUGUAAUCAAACACUGUGGGUCUCCCGUAACCAGAUCAUUCUGCGCCAACUGUCCUGCGUGCAUCGCCCUUCACGGAUGGAGGGCUUAUCGUCCUAGCCUUUUCUUCUCAUCAGCUCCCAUCGACGCGCCUUGCACCUCCGCGCGCCUGGUAUGCUCGAUGACUUCGGGCGAUGAUGCUGCUCUGGUGUCAGCGACACGAGACACGCUCAUCAGCAACUACGCGACUGUGGCCUUCGUUUCCAUACUGGUCUACGACUACUGCC
Molecule: messenger RNA, 1681 nt
Organism: Punctularia strigosozonata HHB-11173 SS5
Lineage: Eukaryota; Fungi; Basidiomycota; Agaricomycetes; Corticiales; Punctulariaceae
Product: Aldo/keto reductase
Exons: 9
Coding region: 1-957 (318 amino acids)
Cellular component (GO): cytosol
Molecular function (GO): aldose reductase (NADPH) activity
Source: RefSeq, a predicted model, not a curated record